GCUGCUCCUGACACCUCCUUCUCCCUCCCGGGCUCCAGCUGAUCCGGUGCCCCUGCUGCCUUUGCUUAUCCGAGCGAGGCUUCUGUGCAAGAUGGCGGGAUCUUUGGUUGAAAGCGAAGCACUGCAGAUGGGCGUUAAACGUUUGAGCAGUCCCUUAACGUCACCUGUACAGGCUGAGGUUUAUUUUCCACGGCUGACAGUUCCAUUCUGUGGUCAUAUAAAAGGAGGCCUGAGACCGGGAAAGAAAAUCCUUAUCAUGGGAAUUGUUAACCUGGAGCCAAAGAAUUUUGACAUCAGGUUGACAUGUGGGGAUUCAGAAGAUCCAGCAGCCGAUAUUGCCAUUGAGCUGAGGGCAGAGUUUUCUGACAAACAGUUUUUAAGGAAUGCACGUGUAUCCGGAAAGUGGGGAGAAGAAGAGUCGUCAAUAGCUUAUUUCCCCUUCAUAGCAGAUCAGCCUUUCAGAGUAGAGAUACACUGUGAGCACCCUCGGUUCAGGAUAUUUGUGGAUGGACAUCAGCUGUUUGACUUUUAUCAUCGCGUCGAGAGCCUUUCAGCCAUUAACACGAUUAAAAUCAACGGCGACCUACAACUUACCAAACUUGGUUGACGACUGCCGAUGUUCCCACUCCACCGGUGGACUAGUUGCAAACACGCAAGGUUGCCAAGCAGCGCAGUUCAUUGUGCCAGAAACACCAGGCCCAGGGACAAUAGUUACAGAGAGCCAGUUUUGUUUCAUUGUUUUAAUGGACCGUGCGGUACUUAUACAGGUGGCUGCCAUGUAUAUUACCUACACUUAACCUUUUUUUUUGGCCUGGACUACAAUAAACUGGAAACAGCAAGUCACAUGACUUGUGAUUCUUCUUUUUUAGCCUUUUUGGUGUGUUCUGGAAUACAUCUGCCAUGUAUAUGCCACUUACACCAUGUAGCCAAUAAAUGAAAGGGAUUUUAAUUGUAUGCCUUUCAUUGAUUGGCUAUCAUUACAUUUUCAUUUUAUUCUUUUUUUUUGUAAUUUAAUUUUUUUUUAGCAUUCGCAUGCAGCCAGUAAAUAUAUUUUUUGGCAAUGGGGAAAAGACUGCUGCUUUAAUUAUAUCAUACCAGAAGCCCCUUACAUUUUGCUCUUGGGAAUAGUGAGCCUGAAGUGUGGCAAAAAAAAAUUGAUAUACAGGUAUGGAACCUGUUAUCCAGAAUGCCGGGGACCUAGGCUUUUCCAGAUUAUGUAUCUUUUCGUAAUUUGGAUCUUCAUACCUUAAAUCUAGUAGAAAAUCAUGUAAACAUUAAUGGGCAGAUUUAUCAAGGUGAAAAUUCAAAUUUAGAGUUUUUUUAUGGUCAAAAAUGUCAAAAUUUAAAAAAAAAA
Molecule: messenger RNA, 1354 nt
Organism: Xenopus laevis (African clawed frog)
Lineage: Eukaryota; Metazoa; Chordata; Amphibia; Anura; Pipidae
Gene: lgalsl.L
Product: lectin, galactoside-binding-like L homeolog
Molecular function (GO): carbohydrate binding
Source: RefSeq, marked provisional